This is a messenger RNA of Schistosoma spindalis, 4408 nucleotides long. The record is from the annotation of a GenBank genome assembly. Lineage: Eukaryota; Metazoa; Platyhelminthes; Trematoda; Strigeidida; Schistosomatidae.
UGUAGUGACCUACUUUUGUCAACAGAACGCGAUUGGUUCGAUGAAAACAAUUAUUAUUAUAACCAAUUGUACCAGUGAUUGUUUUAUUGUGCUCGUUUGUUUAACUGUGCUAAUAACAGCCAUUUUGGGCUUCCAUUGUAUUCCGUUGCUUUUACGCGGUUUUUGGACUACGCACGUAUCUUAUCUUGCCGUUCGCAACUGUACUCCUUUGGCACGAUCUCGGUAUUCUUUCGAUACCACGAGAUCGCCAACAAAUAUAUACGACUACUACAAUCAUUUGCCUUCUGAUAUUUUGGCCUAUCGGAAUUUUAUUGGUCUAUUGGCAAGUAGUCUGGUAGCGGUGUUCAUAGUUCAGCUCAACUCGACACCACGCUACAUUUGGUGACCCAAAUUUUGGAACACGCCUCAACUUCGGUCAAAUCUUCUGCAACUGGUGAACCUACAUCUACGAGCACUUGGCAAUCGCAACCAAACCUUCCAAAGAAGUCAAUUUUGGUGAGUCUAUCGCUUAUCUAUCCACGUCUGUCAUAUAUUUCCAUAUUAAUUUUUAAUAUAUAUAUUUGACAUGACGGAUAACGAUAAGAAUAGUAUUAAUAUAAUAGACUCCGAUGUACGCGUACCGAAUCCUCGGCACUUUUUAUUCGCGUGACGAUAAAUUCCACGCCUUAUUCGAGAAAUUCCCCAGAUUAACUAAACCACUCGAGGAGAUUUCAUCGGUGACCAAUCGUGUGGUACACCACAUAGUCACCCGCGGACCACCAGUCACGGCAAGACCACGCCGACUGGCACCGGACAAAUUAGCUUUCGCUAAACGUGAGUUUGACAAUUUACUAUCUUCUGGUAUUAUUCGUCCUUCUCACAGUCCUUGGGCCUCUCCUUUACAUAUGGUGCGCAAAAAGGAUGGGGUUAGUUGGAGACCAUGCGGCGACUACCGAGCAUUAAACGUAGUUACGCGCUUUGAUAGCUACCCCAUCCCCCACAUACACGACAUCACGGCAUCGCUCAAGGGCACGACUAUCUUUUCUAAAAUCGAUCUGGUACGAGCAUAUCACCAGAUCCCAGUCGCUCUUGAAGACAUCGAAAAAACUGCUAUCACGACUCCUUUCGGUCUGUUUGAGUUCCUACGAAUGCCAUUUGGAUUACGGAAUGCUGCUCAAACUUUCCAAAGGUUUAUCGAUAGCAUAGUACGAGGCUUGGAUUUUGUUCACGUCUAUAUUGAUGACCUGCUGAUCGCAUCAUCAAACGUAGAUGAACAUUAUCAACACCUUACACUAUUAUUCCAACGUCUUUCGGAUAAUGGAAUAGUAGUCAACCCAGAAAAAUGUGAAUUGGGUAAAUCAGAAAUAAUAUUUCUGGGUCACAUCAUCAAACAAGAGGGUAUUCUGCCUUGCGAGGACAAAGUUCGAGCAAUCAAGGAGUACAACGUGCCGUCCUCAAUCAAGGAACUGAAGGCUUUUCUCGGUUUGGUUAACUUCUACCGACGUUUUAUCCCUCACGCGGCAGAACGGUUACGACCAUUAACCGAUUUACUACGCGGUAAUCCACGCAAAUUAGAACUGAACGAUACCGCACGUACUGCAUUCUCAGAGAUCAAAACGGCUCUCGCUGAAGUUACACUUCUCGCUCAUCCUGACCCAUCAGCCACGCUUAGUAUAGCGGUUGAUGCAUCGGAUUUUGCCAUAGGAGCCGUUAUGCAACAGAAUAUCUCCGGUAGUUGGCAACCCCUUGAAUUUUUCUCACGACGCCUUACUCCCACGGAGACGAGAUAUAGCGCUUUUGGUCGCGAGCUGCUUGCAGCCUACUGCGCCAUCAAACAUUUCCGGCACGCAGUAGAAGGACGUCAAUUCAUUUUAUUCACCGACCAUAAGCCCUUAACGUAUGCCCUGCAUACCAAGUCUGACCGCUACUCACCACGAGAGUGCAGACAUUUGGACUAUAUCUCCCAGUUCACGACAGACCUUCGUCACAUUAAAGGCGAGUCGAACUACGUUGCCGAUGCUCUUUCACGUAUCCAGACGAAUGCAGUUACUUUACCGGUGCUCGAUCUUCCUGCUAUGGCCGCCGCGCAAGCAAACGAUCCUGUCUGUACAGAAGCACCACAAUCUUCGUCCCUUCAGUGUCAGGAAGUACCCCUAGCUACUAGCUCAGGUACUAUCCUAUGUGAUAUUUCUACCGGUCUACCUCGACCCAUCGUACCCUCUACCUAUCGCCGUCUCGUCUUCGAUGCCCUUCAUGGAUUGUCUCAUCCAGGUAUCGCAGCCACAUUACGUCUCAUCGCUGCACGAUACGUCUGGCCGUCCAUGAAUAAAGAUGUUCGUAUGUGGGUAAAGCAAUGCUUACAGUGUCAACGAUCAAAAGUGCACAGGCACGUAGCUGCCCCCAUUGGCACGUUCGCUACGCCUGAUGCUCGCUUUGAUCACGUUCAUAUAGACAUUGUAGGACCAUUGCCACCAUCGCAUGGGUAUGAUCACAUACUCACGUGCAUUGACCGUUUUACAAGAUGGCCCGAAGCUAUUCCCAUCACGUCUAUCACGGCGGAGACAGUUGCUCACCGCUUCGUAGAACGAUGGAUAGCAUUGUACGGUUGUCCCUCGACUGUCACGACUGACCGAGGACAACAAUUUGAGUCCGCAUUAUUCUCCUCACUGACCCGGCUGCUUGGUACGGAACGCAUACGCACUACCGCCUACCAUCCAGCAUCGAAUGGUUUAGUCGAAAGGUUUCAUCGCCAACUUAAAAGUGCUCUCCGAGCACACGAAAACGACAAUUGGUACGAAACCUUACCGCUCGUUCUCUUAGGCAUCAGAACGAGUUUGAAGGCAGAUAUCCAAUGUUCCGCCGCUGAACUUGUAUACGGCACGACAUUGCGUCUGCCUGGGGAAUUCUUCACACCACGGAGCAGUAAUGAUUUCGGUAAAUCAGACUACGUCCAUCGACUGUCUGCAUUUAUGCGAACGCUGUCUCCGGUGUCAACUCGAAUACAACAUCGACAGGUCGCUCUCCCUCGAGAGUUAUCUACCUGUUCACAUGUUUUCAUACGAGUAGAUUCGGUACGCAAACCUCUACAACAGCCUUACGAAGGCCCUUUUCACGUGAUCUCUCGUCACGAAAAGACCUUCAAGGUUGAUCGACACGGCCGCGUCGAGAUCGUCAGCAUUGAUCGUCUCAAACCAGCACACGUCGAUGACAGUGCCCCACCCGAUAACUUGAGACUCAAUGCUAGACCUAUCAAACCUUCUAGCGGGAUCUCUACGUCUAACUCGGAUCCCACGCUAGAUACAUUAGAGACCUCGUUCUCACGUCCCGGUCAACAGCACGCGUCAUCUGCACCAUCUACGGACGAGACUUCCGUCUCACGUCCAGAUCGGCAGACCACGCCGCCCUUGACCUCGGAUGAGAUCGCAGGCUCACGAAGUACGAACGAGACCACCGUCUCACGUUUCGGUCGCCGAGUACGAUUACCCGUACGCUUUCGCGACUAAACGCACAGUCAAUAACGGAUACGGUGUAGGAUUAUUCCUAUACUACACGCAUGCUACACUUUUCUUUUUUUUGAUUUUUUUUGUAUCCUGAGCCCACGCCUCCGACCAUCGUCCAUUUGAUAACGUCGACUUCAGUCAACUUUGGCGAAAGCUGGUUUGGCCACCCACGCUCUAGUCAACGCACUCAGUCGAUUAUCUGGUCUCGAAUCCGCCUGGCAUAUGCUUGGUAGUUAUGGUCGCGUCCGGUUUCUUGGCUCAACGUGGUUUCGUCCUACGUCUGCAGCGUUUUCUGGUCCACAUCCCUACGAACGCAAUCUUCAGAUCCUGGAUACAACCCACUCUGGUGUGGUAUGCUAAUUCGACCAACAAAUACAGCACACUUCUCCUAGUACCGUUCUGCGCAAAAGACCUUCGUUGGCAACUCGAGGAUCAAUGAUCACUUCCUGUUCCGCCAAUUUCCUCCGUCCUACAACCGCAAUUCUGCCGAUCAGUCCCACGAAUCAAACCGCUAACUAUCGAAAGUGUAAACCCUUUCUAGCGAGGGGCUCCUGUAGUGACCUACUUUUGUCAACAGAACGCGAUUGGUUCGAUGAAAACAAUUAUUAUUAUAACCAAUUGUACCAGUGACUGUUUUACUGUGCUCGUUUGUUCAACUGUGCUAAUAACAGCCAUUUUGGGCUUCCAUUGUAUUCCAUUGCUUUUACGCGGUUUUUGGACUACGCACGUAUCUUAUCUUGCCGAUCGCAACUGUACUCCUUUGGCACGAUCUCGGUAUUCUUUCGAUACCACGAGAUCGCCAACAAAUAUAUACGACUACUACAAUCAUCUGCCUUCUGAUAUUUUGGCCUACCGGGAUUUUAUUGGUCUAUUGGCAAGUAGUCUGGUAGCGGUGUUCAUAGUUCAGCUCAACUCGACACCACGCUACA